This is a messenger RNA of Thecamonas trahens ATCC 50062, 695 nucleotides long. RefSeq lists its product as uncharacterized. The record is from RefSeq and is a predicted model, not a curated record. Bases 1 to 660 code for a protein of 219 amino acids. The transcript has a single exon. NCBI's taxonomy places the organism in Eukaryota, Apusomonadida, Apusomonadidae.
AUGAUGCUCCAUACGCCCGAGCCGGAGAAGCGCAAGUGGGCUGUUGUAGAGACGUCUUACUUUCGUGGUGGGUGGUCUCCAUACCUCCCGUCGCCGUCCAAGCCCAAGCCCAAGCCCAAGGUUGCCGACGCCACCCCGCUGGUUGCCGAGUCGGCCGACGACCGCCCGCCGCCCAUCGCCAUUCCUGUCGAACCCGUCGUGGUCGAGACAGCGAGCGGCCAGCUCCUCACCGGCCCGCCUGAUGACGUCGACGUCCUCAUUUCCGUCUAUGACCGGUACCGCGAGUUUCGUGCGUACAUUGCCGCCGACGGCGAGGUGACCUCCAACGCCGGCCAGGUCCUCGGCUACAUCAACAUCGAUGAGUACGAGGUCGGUUCCGCGGACAUGGAGUUCCUCGGCUACGGCAAGGCUGGAAUUGAUGAGACUCGGUUUGAGGUCUUUGACUCGAACGACGUUGAGCUCGUCGAGGUCAACCUCGGCACGGCGGUGAUCAAGGAGCGCGGCUCAACCGUGUGCGAGAUCGAUGGCACCGGCGGCUGCACCGGGAACGACGGCUCGUUCCUUGGCGAGUUUGAGGGCUUUGGCUACGCCCACAUGCGCACCAUUGCACUUUAUCUUUGCAUCCUCGACACCGGCAUGCUCAACUGUGUCGAGGGCUGAGUACCUCUCGGCUGCCACUACGCGCUCGCGCUGUC